UUAAUGCAAUCAUUUAACAUCAUCUCACCAGUAAACAUUUGACAUUUUAACAUUUACAAAAGCAGAUUAAAUACAGAAGCAUUUCACUUUAUACAUUUGACAUUUUAUAUUUUUAGCCCUGAGGAAAAAAGUUAAAUAAAAUGACAAGUAGAGGAAAGAUUAAUCCCACGCUGACGAGAACAAAUCAUAAGAAUCAGUUGGAGAGACGGUGGGGAUGAUUUUCUAUCCCAGAACGUAAAUGUUCAUUGGAUGCAGUUUGUUAAAUCAAAGUAUUUUAGGUGUUCGUGUCACAUCAGAGAAUCUGUUUUUAAGCUGUAAAACAUUAACAUGAGACCUUUGUCCUCUAAAAACAGCUCACUCUUUAUCUCUUCAGCCAUGUUUGAUCUGGAGCUCAGUUGAGGGUGAACUGACCACAGAUCUGUUUGUUUGUUUGUUUGUUUGUUUGCAGUUUGUUCCAGGCUGAAGCAGCAGAAUCAAGAUGGCCGACAGCCGUCCGAUCUCAGCCGGACGCACAGGAAGCAACUGUGUGGAGCGACGGCAGCCGGUGCUCUGUGCUCAGACGACGACUGGGUUUCUAAAUGCCCCUCUGGCUGCAGAAUCCAGGGUUUGAUCUCGCAGACGGAGAGCAAGCUGGAGAAGAAACUGUGGAAGGUUUGUAAGAAGGCAAAGACGUACGAAGACGCGUCUGAGAAGUCCAUGACGGCGAUGACGCGCAUCUACAGCUACAACCGGAGGGUCAUCGUCAACAGAUACAUGUCCAAGCUGAACUUUGUGGAACACGCCGAAGGAUUGGAGAGGAACCUCACGUCGCUACGGAAACGGUCAUCCCGGCUGACGCUGCAACUCGAGGAGCUGCUCGGCAACGUCCAGAAACAAAUGGAGGACUUGUACCGGACAGAGGUGGACAUUGACAUGAAGUUGAGAGCCUGCUACGGGUCCUGCCGGUUGGUGUUGCCGUUCAGCGUCGAUCAUCUCAGCUAUCAAACGCUCCGAACCGACAUGGAGCAGGUGGAGGAGACUCUCAUCGGGAGUAGGAAGUUGGCUCCGCCUCCCAAUGACGUCCCACAUGUGAAGCUGCAGCCUGUAGACGUGGGCCCGGCUCCGCCCGCCGAGUACAGGACCAUCCCGACGGUCCGGAGAGAACUGCUGACCCAGUUUGAGGACAUCGAACAGAACCGGGUCGUCGUGGAGGAGCUGAGGCAGGUUUGACGGCUCACGUGGAAGUCAGGGCCUGUUCCAAUAAACACAGUUUAUAUUUCUGUUUAUGUAGAGCAUCACGCUCCCUUUAACGUGCACACUUUCUGUUACAGCUACAAUGUCACAACCUUCUUAUGUCUUUUCUUUUCUUAUUUGUAAACAAAAGAUUUACUUCAGAACAAAACAUGUAUUCCUGAAACAUCUCAAACAGUAUUUUCUCCCAUUUUUAGAUUAAAUAAUAACAUAUUUAUUUAUCUGGUUCUGCAUGUUGUUGCACAAAUAUAGCAACUAUAUUUGCUAUAUCUUUAUAUAUUACUUAAUUUUAAUUUCAUAGUAUACCAUACCAUAGCAGUAUUAUUAUUACUUUUAAUAUACAUUAUACUUUAAUAGAUAAUAUGGAAAACAUGGUAUACUUUACUUUGUUGUAUUAUAAAAGUAUUAUUAUCAUUAUUAUUGUUAAUAUUAUCAUUCAUAUUACUUACACCGCUAUAAUACCUUACAGUGUCUCCUACACCACUAUACUAUGUAAAUAUGUAUAAUGUUAACCACAUACUUUUCAAUAAUAUAUUUAUUUUUUGCUGUAUUAAUACAGACAACACAGGUCAUUACUUGAUCACAGUAAAACCUAUUCUGGUGUACACUGUUUACAUUAAUACUAGGUGUUUAUACUGUACCUCUCAUUUUAUGUAUCCUUAGUUGUGUUCUGAUGUUUUAUGUCCCGAUUUCUUGUUUUUGUCUUCUGUGCUGCUGUAAUGCUCCUCUGGGGAUCAAUAAAGGUUUAAAUGCAUCUUAUCUAAUCUUGUGUGAUCUUAUCUUACCUUUAAUUACUUUCUCUUAUCUUAAAUGAUCUUAUCUUAAACUAUCUGACCAAAAUGGUUUUAUCCUAAAUUAUCUUAAUUUUGAAUAACCUUAUUUUCAAUAAUCUUAUCUUAUAUUAUCUGAUCUCAAAUGCUCUUAUCCUAAAUGUUAUUAAAUUACAUUUUAUUUUCUUAUCUGUUCAAUAACUAAACACAGUUUAAUAUUAAUGCAUAAAGAACACACUCCUCUUUUUUCUUUUCUUUUAUUCAUAUCCACAGAAACAUUUACUUUCAGAACACUGAACAGACAUUUCUGUAUCAAAGUCACUGCAUGUUGUUUUUAUUUUAUUUGUUCACAGAUCGGUUAAUAAAAGACAGUUUAACACAAAUCUGUCACCUUGUCUCACUCUUGUCCUAUUUUGCUUGAUUAUUUUUCAAUAGUUUCUUUGUUGUAAACAGUUUGAUGAAUGGAAAUGAUAGAAAAACAACUUCACCAUUUUGACAAUAAAUGCACUGCAAAUAGAGAAAACACAACCACAUUCAGAAACACUAAAUGUGUCUGUAGUUGAAUUGUUGUGAAGUUGGUGAAGAUGUUUUCUUAAUUUGCAGUUUGUUGAGCUUUCAUGGCCAACGUCUUUGAUUUCUCUAAUAAAACGUAUGAAUAGAUCAUUUCACUUGUAUUGAUCAGCUCUCAUGUGCUGAGUUCUUACUUGUCUUGAAACCAAAUUUGCUUCUUUGCAUAUUUCUCCAUGAUAUGUUUAUUUAUGCUUUUAUUUUGACAGGCAGGAGCAAGAAGGAGCUUCAGCAGGGACUUAAAACCGACUUGUGGUGAGAACAUUUUCUUUGCUACGGUUCCUAAAGUGCAGUAAAAAAAACCCAAAGCCAGACAGAAAGUAUGUUCCUCAAUGUGUUUUAUUGAGUAGCGGAGGACAGCUGAGGUCAGCUCGUCCUGGUUGGUCACACUGAAGACGACACACAUUACAAGAGAGGUCACAACACAUUCACUCACAACCAGCUUCUCUUCAUCUGUAGACGUGACAAGUUUAUCUGACUUUAAACUAUUUCUCUUUUUUUUUUAAACUCCAUGCUGCAUCAUUUGGUUAAAACAAAUUUCAUCUUCUUCAGUUCUUUUUCACUUAAGCAGCAGGCGCCCAGACUCCGUGUCAGUUGCGUGUAAAUGUGCGUGUCCAUCAACAUAAAGGUUACAGCUAAACAUAAAGGACACACUUGAAUAUUAGUCGAACGCUACAAAGAGCUUUGAAGCUUUUCUAGAGGUGCUGUUUGACACCCCAUACUCAGUUGGGACACAUCACGUUGGUGUUUUUUAUUGUGGCGGUUUCCUGUAUGUGUUAUGUGUGUGCGCUCUCCGACAUUAUUUGCUGGAAGCAAAGUACGGCCGGAUCUUCAUGCUAAUGGCUUUGAGCGAAUACCAGCUCCCCUUCCAGUUCAUCCACACGAU
Molecule: messenger RNA, 3453 nt
Organism: Anoplopoma fimbria (sablefish)
Lineage: Eukaryota; Metazoa; Chordata; Actinopteri; Perciformes; Anoplopomatidae
Product: fibrinogen alpha chain
Exons: 4
Coding region: 697-1209 (170 amino acids)
Biological process (GO): blood coagulation
Source: RefSeq, a predicted model, not a curated record